AUGAAUACGACCGAGCCGUCGUCAACCUCGACGGCCGACGGCCCCGAGCUCAGCUACGAGUCGGGCAAGACCCUCAUGGCCCAGGGCCCGCAGGUGUUUCACGACCUCAUGGUCACCAAGCUCCCGGCCGCUACGGGCCGUCCGCUACCUCGGGUGGAGGUGCGCUACAGCAACCUGUCGCUGUCCGCCGACAUCGUCGUGGCCGACGACCACGCCACCAAGUACGAGCUGCCGACCAUUCCGAACGAGCUUAAGAAGACGCUCAUGGGCCCCAAGAAGAAGACGGUCCGCAAGGAGAUCCUCAAGAACGUGAGUGGCCGCUUCGCGCCGGGCAAGAUCACGCUGCUGCUGGGCCAGCCCGGGUCGGGCAAGUCGGCUCUGAUGAAGGUCCUCAGUGGCCGCUUCCCCAUGGCGAAGAACAUCACCAUGGAGGGAGAUAUCUCGUACAACAAUGUGCCGUACGACCACCUCGUUGACAAGCUGCCUCAAUUCGUGUCGUACGUGGAGCAGCGCGAGAAGCACUUCCCGACGCUGACCGUCAAGGAGACGCUCGAGUUCGCCCAUACUUUCUGCGGUGGAAAACUGCUGGAGCAGGGCAAGGGCAUGCUGGACAUGGGUGCGCAGCACACCAGCGAUCUGGAGGCGCUCGAAGCUACCAAGAAGAUCUUCGCACACUACCCCGAUGUUGUGUUGCAACAGCUGGGUCUGCAGAUCUGCCAGGAUACCAUCGUUGGUGACAACAUGUUACGUGGCAUCUCCGGUGGUGAGAAGAAGCGCGUGACGACUGGUGAAAUGGAGUUCGGCAUGAAGUACGUGUCGCUCAUGGACGAGAUCACUACCGGCCUGGAUGCCGCUGCCGCGUACGACAUCGUUGACACACAGCGCAGCGUUGCUCAUCGCAUGCAAAAGACGGUGGUCAUCGCGUUGCUUCAGCCUUCUCCUGAGGUGUUCGCGUUGUUCGACGAUGUGAUGAUCCUGAACGAGGGUGAGCUCAUGUACCACGGGCCAUGUGACAAGGUGGAGGCAUACUUUGAGACGCUGGGGUUCAAGUGUCCGCCUGGUCGUGAUAUCGCCGACUACCUGCUGGACCUUGGUACGAAGCAGCAGCACCGCUACGAAGUUCCGCACCCGACCAAGCAGCCCCGAAGCCCGUGUGAGUUCGGGGAAUGCUUCCGCCUGACGCAGAUGUACCAAGAAAUGUUGAGCAUCUUGGAGGCACCCUACGAUCCGGAGCUGGUCGCAAGCGUGAAGGACAUCAUCGAACCGAUGCCCACAUUCCACCAGUCUGUAUUCGCCAGUGUGUUGGCGCUUCAGUGGAGAGCUCUGCUCAUUACUUACAGGAACCAAGCCUUCGUCAUGGGGAAGCUGGCGAUGGUCAUCGUGAUGGCGUUGUUGUACUGCUCCAUCUUCUACCAGUUCGAUCCAACGCAGAUCUCGGUGUCGAUGGGCAUCAUGUUCGCUGCCGUCAUGUUCCUCUCGAUGGGCCAAGGUGCGAUGAUCCCGGUGUACAUCUCGGGUCGGGCCAUCUUCUACAAGCAACGCCGCGCCAACUUCUUCCGAACGGGGUCCUAUGUUCUAGCCACCACCGUGAGCCAGAUCCCGUUGGCCCUGGCCGAGACCAUCGUCUUCGGCUCGAUCGUGUACUGGGUCUGCGGGUUUGCGUCUGACGCGAAGCUGUUCAUCAUCUUCGAGAUUGUGUUGUUCGUGUCGAACCUGGCCAUGGGCAUGUGGUUCUUCUUCCUCGCUGGUGUGUGUCCCGAUGCAAACGUGGUGAUGCCGGUGGGCAUGGUCUCGAUCCUCGUGUUCAUCAUCUUCGCGGGCUUCGUUGUGACCAAGAGCCAAAUUCCCGACUACCUCAUCUGGGCCCAUUGGCUCAGCCCAAUGGCGUGGGCUAUCAAGGCCCUGGCUGUCAACGAGUACCGAUCAAGCGAUUACGAUGUGUGCGUGUACGACGGAGUGGACUACUGCGCCAAGUACAACGGUCUCAAUAUGGGCGAGUACUACUUGAACCUGUUUGAUAUCUCGACGGAGAAAGAGUGGGUCGCAUACGGCAUCAUCUACCUGCUGGCGAUUUACGUCUUCUUCAUGUUCCUGUCGUACUUGGCGCUGGAGUACGUCCGCUACGAAACUCCCGACAACGUUGAUGUGACCGUGAAGCCCAUUGAGGACGAGAGUUCGUACGUCCUCACUGAGACCCCGAAGGCUGCUAACAAGAGCGAAACCAUUGUCGAGCUCCCCGUCGAAACUCGCGAGAAGAACUUCAUCCCGGUGACGGUGGCGUUCCAAGAUCUGCACUACUUCGUACCCGAUCCGCACAACCCGAAGGAGCAACUCGAGCUGCUCAAGGGCAUCAACGGGUUUGCUAUCCCCGGGUCGAUCACCGCGCUGAUGGGCUCAACUGGUGCUGGCAAGACGACGCUGAUGGACGUCAUCGCUGGCCGCAAGACUGGAGGCAAGAUCACGGGCAAGAUUCUACUGAACGGCUACGAGGCGACCGACCUUGCCAUCCGUCGAAGUACCGGAUACUGUGAGCAGAUGGACAUCCACUCGGAGGCGGCCACGAUUCGUGAGGCCUUGACUUUCAGCUCGUUCCUGCGUCAGGACGCGUCGAUCUCGGACGCCAAGAAGUACGACUCCGUUGAUGAAUGCAUUGAAUUGCUCGGACUGGAGGACAUCGCGGACCAGAUCAUUCGUGGCAGCUCAGUCGAGCAGAUGAAGCGCUUGACGAUCGGUGUGGAGCUUGCCGCGCAGCCGAGUGUGAUUUUCCUGGACGAGCCGACGAGUGGCCUGGACGCGCGUUCGGCCAAGAUCAUCAUGGACGGUGUCCGUAAGGUGGCCGACUCGGGUCGUACGAUUAUCUGUACCAUUCACCAGCCCUCGGCUGAGGUGUUCUACCUGUUCGACAGACUGUUGCUGCUGCAGCGCGGUGGCCAGACCGCUUUCUACGGUGACUUGGGUGAGGACUGCCGCAACUUGAUCGACUACUUCGAGAACAUCCCCGGCGUGGCCCCGCUUCCAGUCGGAUAUAACCCCGCGACGUGGAUGCUGGAGUGCAUUGGCGCCGGUGUGGGCCACGGAUCCAAGGACUCGAUGGACUUCGUGAGCUACUUCAAGAACAGCCCGUACAACCAGCAACUGGAGACGACGAUGGCGAAGGAAGGCAUCACUACCCCGUCCCCGGACCUGCCCGAAAUGGUGUUCGCGAAGAAGCGUGCUGCAAACUCGAUGACGCAGAUGAAGUUCGUGGUGUGGCGAUACUUCCAGAUGUACUGGCGGACUCCAACCUACAACCUCACGCGCAUGUACCUGGCCAUCUUCUUGGCUCUGCUCUUCGGCUUGAUCUUCGUCGGCAACGACGACUACGCGUCGUACACGGGACUUAACUCGGGCGUCGGCAUGGUCUUCAUGUCGUCACUGUUUAACUCGAUGGCUGUGUUCCAGAGCGUGAUGCCUCUGACCUGCGCCGAGCGUGAAUCUUUUUACCGUGAGCGCGCAAGUCAAACGUAUAAUGCGUUCUGGUACUUCGUGGCUGCGACGCUGGCGGAGAUCCCGUACUGCUUCGUCAGUUCGCUGCUGUUCACCGCCAUCUUCUACUGGUUCGUGGGCUUUACGGGCUUCUGGACGGCUGUGGUGUUUUGGCUGGACUCUUCAUUGCUGGUCUUGAUGAUGGUGUACCUGGCUCAGUUCUUCGUAUACGCGACGCCAAGUGAGGAAGUCGCUCAGAUCUCGGGCAUUCUGUUCAACUCGAUCUUCAUGAUGUUCGUCGGCUUCAGCCCCCCGGCCUACAAGAUUCCCUCAGGCUACACGUGGCUGUACAAGAUCUGCCCCUUCAAGUUCCCCAUCGCCAACCUCAUCACGCUUGUGUUUGCUGACUGUGACGAGUUGCCGACCUGGAACGAGACUACGCAGGCGUACGAGAACGUGGGUUCCCAGCUCGGUUGCCAGCCCAUGGCCAAUGCUCCGGAGACCGUAGGCCACAUCACCAUCAAGGAGUACACGGAGGAGUAUUUCGGCAUGAAGCAUAGCCAGAUUGCUCGCAACUUCGGCAUCACGGUCGGCAUCAUCGUGCUGUUCCGCAUUUGGGCCGCGCUGGCGCUGCGGUACAUCAACCACCAGAAGAAGUAA
Phytophthora sojae is the source of this 4125-nucleotide messenger RNA. RefSeq lists its product as hypothetical. The transcript has a single exon. Gene Ontology annotation, biological process: transmembrane transport. Gene Ontology annotation, cellular component: membrane. NCBI's taxonomy places the organism in Eukaryota, Oomycota, Peronosporomycetes, Peronosporales, Peronosporaceae. Gene Ontology annotation, molecular function: ATP binding; ATP hydrolysis activity; ABC-type transporter activity. The record is from RefSeq and is a predicted model, not a curated record. The coding region runs from base 1 to 4125 and encodes 1374 amino acids.